AAAAUUUUACUUUUUUAUCAAAUUUAAACACUAAAAAAAUAGCCAAAAAAAAAUGCCACCGAAAAAAGAUCAAAAAGAUUCAAAUGAUGUGGUUCUAUUGUUGGGUCGUAUGGCAACCAAUCUUAAAGUUGGCAUUGUCGGCGUUCCAAAUGUUGGUAAAUCAACAUUCUUCAAUGUUCUCACCAAAAGUCAAGCGGCAGCGGAGAAUUUUCCCUUUUGUACUAUUGAUCCAAAUGAAAGUCGAGUUCCAGUCCCGGAUGAACGAUUCGAUUUUCUUUGUGAAUAUCACAAACCAGCCAGUAAAGUUCCAGCGUUUUUAAACGUAGUGGACAUUGCUGGCCUAGUGAAAGGAGCUAGCGAAGGACAAGGCCUAGGCAAUGCUUUUCUAUCACACAUUAAAGCUUGUGAUGCCAUAUUUCAUCUUUGUCGUGCAUUCGAAGAUGAUGAUGUUACACAUGUAGAAGGUGAUGUUAAUCCAGUACGAGAUAUCGAAAUCAUUAAUGAAGAAUUACGGCUCAAAGAUGAAGAACUAUUGAAUUCGGUGAUUGAAAAACUUCGUCGAUUUGUUGAACGUGGUGAUAAAAAAGACAAAGCUGAAUAUGACAUUUUAAUGAAAAUUAAACAAUUUUUGGUCGAUCAAAAAAGACAUAUUCGUUUUGGUGAUUGGAAUGCGAAUGAGAUUGAAAUUCUUAAUAAAUAUCUGUUCAUAACAUCGAAACCAAUGAUCUAUUUGGUCAAUUUAUCGGAAAAAGAUUACAUACGUAAAAAGAAUAAAUGGCUUAUUAAGAUUAAAGAAUGGAUCGAUGAACAUGAUUCACAUGCAGUAUUGAUACCAUUUAGUGGCCUGUUUGAAAAUAAAUUGUUGGAACUAAGUGAAGAUGAACGAAAAUCAUUUUGUGAAUUGAAUAAAUGUCAAAGUGCAUUGAACAAAAUUAUCGUCACCGGUUAUAAGGCAUUGCAAUUGAUUUAUUUUUUUACUGCCGGUAAAGAUGAAGUGAAAGCAUGGACCAUCCAAAAAGGAACCAAAGCACCACAAGCAGCUGGCCGUAUACAUACUGAUUUUGAAAAAGGUUUCAUUAUGGCUGAAGUGAUGAAAUUCGAUGAUUUCAAAGAACAUGGUAGUGAAUCUGCAGUGAAAGCUGCUGGAAAAUAUCGACAACAAGGCCGUAAUUAUAUUGUUGAAGAUGGUGAUAUUAUUCUGUUUAAAUUCAAUGCUGGUGCUGGUCUUACAUCGAAGAAAAAAUGAGCACUUUUUUCAUCAAAAAAAAAAAUAAUGUUUUAAUUUGAUUGAUCAAAUUUUUU
Messenger RNA from Dermatophagoides farinae (American house dust mite), 1302 nucleotides. Its product is annotated as obg-like ATPase 1. Gene Ontology annotation, molecular function: ATP binding; GTP binding; ATP hydrolysis activity. The record is from RefSeq and is a predicted model, not a curated record. Lineage: Eukaryota; Metazoa; Arthropoda; Arachnida; Sarcoptiformes; Pyroglyphidae. Gene Ontology annotation, cellular component: cytoplasm.